UUGGAACACUCUUAACCCAGGGCUCCAGGCCAGUCCCCCACGAGCCAGGUGAGCCGCCGCCACCUCCCCGGCGUCUGCGGGACCUGCUCCUCCAUGAACUUGCCAAAACCGGAGCGCCUGCGCCCCACACGGCAGCGCAGCCUCCCAAGCUCCGACGGGGAAGACGGUGAGAUCGACAUUCUGGGAGAGGAGGAAGAUGAAGACGAGGAGGAGGAAGAGGAAGACGAAGAGGCGGAGGAGAGCCAGCGGCUCCUAGAGGAGCUGCAACCGCCGGGGACGCAGGAGGCGCGGCGGGGCGCGGGCGCGCUUCCCCGAGAGCUCCCCGAGAGCGGCGGCGCCCCGAGCGACUCCUCCAAGUUCGGCGCCAAGUUCAGGGCUUCGAGCGGCCCUGCGGCGGCCUCUGGGGACGGCCCGCAGCCGGCGAAGCCCCCCUACUCGUACAUCGCGCUCAUCACCAUGGCCAUCCUGCAGAGCCCGCACAAGCGCCUCACGCUCAGCGGCAUCUGCGCCUUCAUCAGCGGCCGCUUCCCCUACUACCGCCGCAAGUUCCCCGCCUGGCAGAACAGCAUCCGCCACAACCUCUCGCUCAACGACUGCUUCGUCAAGAUCCCCCGCGAGCCCGGCCACCCCGGCAAGGGCAACUACUGGAGCCUGGACCCCGCCUCCCAGGACAUGUUUGACAACGGCAGCUUCCUCCGCCGCAGGAAGCGCUUCAAGCGCCACCACCCGCCCCCGGAGGUCCACCUGCACCACCCCUUGGCCCUGCCCGCCGCGCCCGUCGCCCUGCACGGCGCUUACCCGGGCCUGCUGCUCCGGCCGCCCGCCCCGCCGCAGCCAGUCCCGGGGCCCUACCCCGCCGCCGCCGCGAGCCGCCCGUGCGCGCUCCUGCACCCCCACCCGCUUCGCUACCUGCUGUUGUCGGCCCCGGCCCGCGCCGAGACGCCCAAGAAAGCGCAAGGCGCCGACCUGGCCACCCCAGGCGCGAUCUCGGCCUGCAGCCCUCCCUGCGCUCGCAGCUUCGGGAGGAGGGCAAGGCGCCGGCGGCGCGGCUGGGAGACGGAUGCUCACCCUUCAGUAUCGAGAGUAUCAUGCACGGGGCCCGGGGAGGGGGCACCAGGGCCGUGCAGAGUCCGCCCCCGACCCCGUGGGGCUACUGCCACCUGCUGCAGCGCCCGUCGUGCCUGUGGCACCACCGGGCCGCGACCCCCUUGCUGCACGUGUCUGCUGCGGCUGCCGCGGCCGCUGCCCGAACGAUUUUAGGGCAACAGCAGCCGCCGCCGCAGCCCCAGCAGCAGGAAUGU
Molecule: messenger RNA, 1301 nt
Organism: Lutra lutra (Eurasian river otter)
Lineage: Eukaryota; Metazoa; Chordata; Mammalia; Carnivora; Mustelidae
Product: forkhead box protein D4-like 5
Biological process (GO): regulation of transcription by RNA polymerase II; anatomical structure morphogenesis; cell differentiation
Molecular function (GO): DNA-binding transcription factor activity, RNA polymerase II-specific; RNA polymerase II cis-regulatory region sequence-specific DNA binding
Source: RefSeq, a predicted model, not a curated record